This is a messenger RNA of Postia placenta MAD-698-R-SB12, 756 nucleotides long. RefSeq lists its product as hypothetical. Lineage: Eukaryota; Fungi; Basidiomycota; Agaricomycetes; Polyporales; Adustoporiaceae. The record is from RefSeq and is a predicted model, not a curated record. The transcript has 5 exons. The annotation marks the transcript as partial.
CUCUUGCAACAGGCUUGCCCCGAGCAGUGGCUGCAGUGUGCAGAGGUCCUCCAGUCGUCUAUCUCUCGCCACGAACUAUCAAAUCUCCACCCUCGGAGCAAUGGUUUUGUGCACACCGUCCUUCAUGCCUACAACACACACCAACAUUUGACUAUCAGACCUGAUGACGUCUGGAUAGCUAUUCUCAGCCAGCUUAGCUUUUAUGUCAACGCGCACAGAGAAGAACUGCGCGGCUCUUUUGGCGAUUUACAGGCCAAAAAACCUGUCCACAUUACCGCGGAGGAGUCCCGCUACACCGUUGACUUUGCAAGUGUGGCGCGGCAGCUUACAACACAACUAGAAGAGCAUAUUGCAGACAAGAGCAUGACGCGAUGGAUCCUCCCCGACUUCACAACGACCACCCUCGUCGACACCACUGUCUGCUCCACCCUCAUGCUCUCCUCACUCUCUUCGUACUUCGAGUUCCGCCCCGUCUGCGCAUGCGGCCUUCCCAGCGUCACGCUUGCCGGCGAGCAGCCCGACUGGCAGAAGCUCCUCGACCGCACCACGUGGCUCGCAGGCCUCGGGCCCGAACCUGCGCGCUGGGCCGCGAUGCUCCGCCCCGUUCUGCAGCGCUUUGCUAACGCGUUCGCCGGCACGCCAGACGUGUCCUUCUGGACGCACGUCGUGCACUUUGACCCCACGUUAUAUGGCGCGGACGACCUCAGCGGGUGGCUGUCUGUGUUUUGCGUAUGGUCGAAUACGGGAAAGUGGCAG